This is a messenger RNA of Lentinula edodes (shiitake mushroom), 279 nucleotides long. RefSeq lists its product as uncharacterized. Bases 1 to 279 code for a protein of 92 amino acids. The transcript has a single exon. The record is from RefSeq and is a predicted model, not a curated record. Lineage: Eukaryota; Fungi; Basidiomycota; Agaricomycetes; Agaricales; Omphalotaceae.
AUGGCAUCGGAAAGCAAUUGUUGGGUUUAUAUCGCAGGCCAGCACCCCAAUGCUAGGAUUCCUUUCUUGCAUUUUGCUUCAAACCGCUUGAGACUUGAAGCACCAUCUGUCCUCGAUGAACUUCAUGGCAGUGCAGAUCAUCUUUUUACCUCUCUUCUCAGCUCCCGUCGCCAAGAGGCGGCCGAACUUACUGACAAACUGUUACUAGCUCAAAAUCGGAUCAAGGAGCUGGAGUCUGAAAAAGUCGCAUGGGAGCAGGCCAAUGGGAGUCUCAAUUAA